Molecule: messenger RNA, 2066 nt
Organism: Seriola dumerili (greater amberjack)
Lineage: Eukaryota; Metazoa; Chordata; Actinopteri; Carangiformes; Carangidae
Exons: 3
Coding region: 18-2051 (677 amino acids)
Source: RefSeq, a predicted model, not a curated record
CGCAGCAGCUCGCAGCCAUGUUGACAGUCUGUGGAUUUUAUGUGUUCGUUCAGGUGUGUGUGGCGGCAGGAGUCGACACAGACUGGAGUGUCGGGCCGACUCCACUCAGCUCUGAUGUAGGAAACAGGAUCCGUCUCCAGAUGACUCCACCGAGGUCUGACCCCUCCCUCCUUGAUGCUGGAGAUGCAGUCAGUGACACUGUAGAUCUGUCGUUUACACGACCUCUGAUUUCCACGUUGAAGACGCCGUGUCAGAGAAUCUCUGACCGCUGGAGUUCUGUGUUUGAUUCCCCGGGUCCUGAGAAUCAGACGGGUUGUGUCAGAGGUACUGGUCUCAUUGAGGACGUCUUUCCAGUUUAUUUGACUCUUUCAGAUGGUUUUAGAGUCAGCCAUGAUGACACAGCUGAGACAGAGACGAUGUCCAACCAACAGCACAUGACCCUUAGAGAACGUGACGCUGCAUCCAGCCACGAGACUAUAGUUAUAAUGGAAGAGGACCCUGCUGUGACUGAGUCAGCCACGCACCUGUAUGAGAGGCAUCCCAGCGUAUCCACUCUGCUGAGGUACCAGAAGGGGGCGCUGCAUCUUCUCAGAGGAAGGCGUUUCUUCUCUACUAGAGGUCAUGAUGUCGUGCUGGUUGGUCACGGCGGCACAGGCACUGAUGGAACAGUCCAGCUGGCGGGACUCGGCCCGGAGGAACUUGUCAGACUGGUGUCAACCUUAGAAACCGAACUCUCCUCCGGUCCUCUCGGCUCCAUCAGCCUCAUCAGUUGCAACCUUGGGAAUGACCCUCACUUUAUGCUGCAGCUGCUACGAGGUCUCCGGUCCGUCGGCGUGGAGACAAAGCUGCACCUGUACACCUCCUUCCUGUCCGUCAGCUCUGAUGGAGCGAUGAUGACCGGAGCUGAUGGAGUCUGGACGGCCCAUGACCACAGAAGAAGAAUCACUGCUGAACUGGACCAAACAGGGGACCUGCGCACCAAAGAGGGACUUGGCUGCGCAGGGCCAGAGCUCCCUGGUUAUAAAGGAAAAGCUCUGUAUCUUCAGACACUGGAUUGGCCAAGUCACCCACAAAUGUUUGUUCCGAUGGAGCUGCGUAAGAAGUACCCGUCUAUAGACUGCCUGGAGGGGCUGACGUGGAGCCUGUUCUUUGAGGAGAACGAAAGAAGACGUGCUCCUGAUUACGACAGCGACCAAAGACACGUGAAAGCAGUUUGGCUCACAGAACCAGGACCAGGAGGAGACAACAUUGUCUUCAAGCAUAUUGUGAACAUUCAGGAUCUACUUGUGGAGAUACGAUACAACGCCAGAGAGGAAGUCGUAUCAGACCUUUACUACGUUCUCAAUGAAUGCAUCUACAAAGUGCACCGGGCAAAUCUUAGUGUAAGUCUGAUGGGGAAGUUCAUGAGCACUGAAAACCAAGCUGAGGUCGAACAUUUCCGUCAGAGCUUCGUGGAGCAGUGGGGCGAGUCCUCCCUGCAGGACCUGAGCCAGGGUCUCAAACCGUCCAAAUUCAAUGACUUUUGUCGACAGACCUUCCAGUUCCAGGAGUGUAAUUACAACUGUGAGAGGUGGGGUCAAUACUUCAUGGCCGCCGUGUUUUCAGCAUCUGUGCGCAACUUCAGAACCUUCUCGCUUUUUCUCAUGAGCGUCAUCGGCUGUGAGGUAGGCCGCUCACGGGGGACCGACAGUUCACUGUGCACGGCGUUCGUCGGAGAUGACCACCCCAUGGUUACCAACCAACCCUGGCCCGAACGUCUUCGGCGAGGAUUCUACGGCUGCACCGUCGACAACUACGAGAUGGCUCCGCAGGAGAGACAGAUCUGGUUAGAUCAGGUUAUUGCGAAGGAAAACGCCCUGUACAUCAAAUCGAAGCAGAUGAUGAACGGAGUCGACCACGACGAGCAAACGGAGCUGGACAUCUUUGGGAGGGUCAAAAUCAUGAAUAAGUACGUGUUCUCGUCCUAUCUGGAGUUCUUUCGAGGUACGCCUGAGGGAAAGAAACUCAAGAGAGGAUGUACGCCAUCUCUCCACGAGGAUUUGAAUCCAUAAUGUCGGUGUAAUGAG